Messenger RNA from Colletotrichum spaethianum, 1677 nucleotides. RefSeq lists its product as uncharacterized. The transcript has a single exon. The record is from RefSeq and is a predicted model, not a curated record. Lineage: Eukaryota; Fungi; Ascomycota; Sordariomycetes; Glomerellales; Glomerellaceae. The coding region runs from base 1 to 1677 and encodes 558 amino acids. Gene Ontology annotation, molecular function: protein binding.
AUGGAGGACUCCGAGUCGUUGCCGUUGGAACAAGCCCCUCGCGCAAGCAUCGAAUACCUGCCAUCUGAGCUGACAGGUGCUAUCCUAUCUCAACUGUCGAACCGCGACAUCAAAAGUCUGCGUUUGACAAGCAGAAAAGUUCGCGACAUUGCCGGGCCCUACUUCCGUCUCGAUCGCGUCUUUCUGUCAGCCAAUCCUCGCAAUGUUGAGGUCUUUACCGCUGUCGCGAAUCAUGACAUGUUUCGUUGGGGGGUCUACGAAAUAAUUUGGGACGACGCGCGUCUGAUGAAAUCGCCGGAAAUGCAGGAUCCCGACACGUUGGAAAUGGACGAAGAGGAUUUGGUGUACAGGUUUGAGAUGAUGGGGUCGCCGCGUCCGAGAGGGUGUCCUCCUUGGUAUGCCUGGGUGUGCAACGAAAAUGUUGGCCUCUUGAAAAGGCGGAAAGGCAACGACGUCGAUUCGCGGCCGGAACACGUUACCAGAGCGAAGCAGCUAGCUUCACUGCUGCCGCUCAAAGAGUCCUAUGCACAUUACGAGGACUUGCUUCGGCAGCAAGAUGAAGUGCUGUCCUCCGGAGCCGACACGGUCGCCCUCGAGGACGCCUUCAGGAGAGAGUGCUUCCCUAACCUGUGUAGGAUCACAAUUACGCCCGUAGCGCAUGGAUUCCUCUUCACCCCUUUAUACGAAACACCAAUGAUUCGAAGUCUCCCUUAUGGCUUCAACUAUAUGAUUCCCCGAAGUUGGCCUGUGCCGAAAGCUCUGGAAUCACCUAGCACCUGGCUCUGGGUCGACGAAACAAUCAAGAGCAGGUGGCGUGGCUUCCGCAUUGUCACUCAACUGCUGGCACAUAACCCCGGUGCGAAUGUAACAGAGAUAGUCAUUGAAACUAAGGGGCUCAGAACUGGGCUGCCGUGUUACAUUUUUGAUGAUCGAAAGCCAUGCAAGGAGUACGAUGAUCUGAUGACAUUGCUCAGACAUCCUGGCUUUGCGCGACUGGACCUCGCCCUCAUGGUUGGAGGGCAGGAAGUACACAACUGGUCAUGUUUCCGCAACGGUCGCCUUCGGCACGCUCUGAAGACGGAAUUACAACAUUUCAGCUUUCAGACCGAUGUCGAACCAAACCCGGACAUGCGAAUGGACGCUCUUGGCACUGGUGGCUCGUUGGAUCACUUUACCCCUCUGCUGACCAUCUUCCCGGUUGAGACAUGGACCCGACUACGACACUUUGGGCUAUCGAGGUUCUUGGUUAAGCAAAAUGACUUACUCGACUUCUUGCGGCUUUUACCGGAUACUUUGCAAUCUGUCGAGCUAAGUCUUCUCUACUUCCUGAAAGACGGUGGUGGCCACAGAGGCCUCCUCGCCGGGAUGCGCAAUGACCUGGGAUGGAGGAGGCGGGCCAUCAAGCCUCGGGUGGCGAUGGGCUACGACAUUUCUCGAGGCAUUUGCGUCGAGCGGGCUGUAUGGUUAGACGAAGAAGUUCGAGGUUUUCUCUAUGGUGAUGGGGAAAAUCCUUUUGCAACAGAUGAGAACGGUGGGAACUCAAUUAACCCCGGAAUCGGUAUUGUGAGAGACUCUUUCGAACCGGAGCAUGAGAGGCCUUACGUUAAGCCGGAGGUCUUGGUGGAAAUGGGCAUUAUCAAAGAACAGGCGUCCAGGAUGGCUCGUGGGUGGCAUUAG